CUGCAUUCCUUGCUGCAUUCCAUCUCAUCCCACCACAUCACACCUAAUCUUAUCCUGUUUAGUUCCGCCGAACGAAUAAGACUCGAAAGAGCUUCCUAAUUCACCUUCUUUUCCACCCCCUCCUAUUCCAUCUCUUCCCCAAAACAAAUUAUCGUUGUGACCCAACAACUUACAUACGCGAUCGCUUGCCCUCGAGCUCCUUCUGUCCGUUUUCCUCGACGUUUUCAUCUCUCUACUCUCCUAUUAAUUAGGUGACUUAGCCCAACUAUGGCUGCCCAAGUUAACGGCGAGGUUCACCCAUCAUCCGCGACUCUAUCGCAUAUCAGAGGAUACCCUGUGGUAAACGAUAGCAUUGCUUACAUCAAAGGGAACCCCUAUGGCCAGAAGUCGAUAGAGCUAGGCGAUUCCGCCUACAAGACCUUCGCUAAACCAGUAGUUCCGUACUUGGCCAAGCCCUACCAAUAUGUCUCUCCCUACAUCAAGAAGGCCGAUCAAAUUGGUGAGGAUGCCCUGAGCAAAAUCGAUGAGCGUCUUCCCGUCCUAAAGAAGCCUACCGGUGAGCUAUUGACCGACGGCAAGAACCUAUUCUUCCUCCCUCUCCGCAAGGGGUUCGAAACCAAGGACCACGUCCUCGACAUCUACAACUCCGAGUACAAGAAGGUUGGAGGUGACGGCCUCGUAACAUCCGGCAAGGCGCUCGUCUCGACCGGUCUUGUUGUCACAACCGAAGCGCUCAACUGGAUUGGUGACCUUCUCCGAGCUGGCAAGGUACAGGCUAAGGAAACACGCAACGAAGCAUCUCGCCAGGCAAACCACGGAAACACCAACCAAGGAUAAAAGACGCUUUAAUACGGAAGUAAGGAGGCGAUUUUCGGCAUAGUCUCUUUUUGAUACCAUGCAUCUCUCCUCUGUCAUCGG
This is a messenger RNA of Daldinia caldariorum, 918 nucleotides long. RefSeq lists its product as uncharacterized. NCBI's taxonomy places the organism in Eukaryota, Fungi, Ascomycota, Sordariomycetes, Xylariales, Hypoxylaceae. The transcript has 2 exons. The record is from RefSeq and is a predicted model, not a curated record. Bases 268 to 837 code for a protein of 189 amino acids.